AUCGUGAAUCAAGGCAAUAGCAAUGGCAAUGCAGGCCGACCGUACUAUUUAUGCGACCAUUGCCAUAGAUGGAUUACAUGGGGCGACAACCGUGGUAUAUCUGGUGGUAAUCCAUUGUGCUUCUGUGGUGCCAUCAGUCGUCAAGAUCGAGCAGGUAAUGAAACUAGCAUACCUAGGUUGGGAUUUUGGACGUGUGCGACAGGAAGUUGCGACUAU
Messenger RNA from Cucurbitaria berberidis CBS 394.84, 216 nucleotides. RefSeq lists its product as uncharacterized. The transcript has a single exon. The annotation marks the transcript as partial. Lineage: Eukaryota; Fungi; Ascomycota; Dothideomycetes; Pleosporales; Cucurbitariaceae. The record is from RefSeq and is a predicted model, not a curated record.